GGAGCGGAACAGGAAGUGGCGUUGCUUUGUUGCAAGCGGCAGAGCUGUUGCUUUUUCCACAGGGUUAAAUAAUACAUUUCUACAAGUGCAGUUAGAGUAACAGUUGCACAAUUCAUGUCGUGUUAUAUUUAUGAAGCGCGAGCAGGGUAAGUGAACGAGUUAACGACGCAUACCAAAACUCGAGAGUUUUGGUCAAUACUUGACCAUCUCUACGCGGGGCGCUAAACUGUGCGCCUACAUCAUUCCGCGGGAAAUCAAACAGAAGAAGUUUAUCUGCCACACACUGAAGAAGAGAAGAACCAAUCUGAUCCAAUCAGAAGGGACAUCAGCUUCAAAGAAUGGAGAAGGCUGCCGUCACCAACCUGUCAUUGAUGCAUGUGAAGAAUGUUGAAGAUGUCCACCAGCAGCGGCCAAUUAAAAAAGAGGUUCCUGAUGGCCAGCAGGAGAGGACUAUAGGUGUGGAGCAGACGGAGCCAAAGCCCCCUCACAUUAAAGAAGAAAAGGAUAAACGAGCAAAAGGACUAAAGGAGGCUAAAGUUGAGUAUUCACAACUUCAUCCCAGUAAAAGUGAGCAGACCAGGAUGGCAGAGGUGUCAAUUUACAGCUUAACAACAAAAGCUCGUAAAGACCAGUUGUGGGGAUCAGAGGCAAACGGCCAUUUGAGUCCACAUUCCCAAGCUGAUGAUGACACGGGGUCAGACUCUUCUGAGAGAGAAGACACUGAUGGAGCUCAAGAACAUCCCAAGAGCAAAAGAGCUUCUCAAGGUGUUGCUAACCAUUUUAAAAUUGCCUGUGUUGUUUGUAGUGAAAGAUUCCAACUAAUGGGACACUUGCAAAAACACUUUAAUACACACAUGACAACACACACAACAGCCACUGGAGAAAAAACAUUUGCAUGUGUAUUUUGUGGUAAAACAUCCUCAGAGAGGAGGAACAUCACCUCACAUUUGAGAGUACACGCUAUGGAAAAAACAUUCUUGUGUUCAGUUUGCGGCAAAUCAUUUCUUAAGGAUUGUCUUCUAAAAGCACACAUGAGAAAACAUUCAGAAGAAAAACCUUUUUCCUGCACAGUUUGUGGGAAAGGACAUUUUUUUAAAUACCUUUUGAAAGCACACAUGAGGACACACACUGGAGAAAAACCAUAUUCAUGUUCAGUUUGUAAUCAUAGAUUCACAUCCCAGACUGGUUUAACAAACCACAAGCGAACACAUACUGAAGAAAAGCCCUUUACUUGCUCAGUUUGUGCUAAAGGGUUCAUUCUGAAGUCCAAUUUAAUGAAACACUUAAGAACACACACUGGAGAAAAACCAUUUUCCUGCUCAGCUUGUGCUGCAAGUUUUUCUCAAAAGGAACAUUUAAUGACACACUUGAGAACACACGAAGGUGGCAAACCGUUCACGUGCGGUGUGUGUGACAAAACAUUCUCUCGUUUACAACAAGCUGAAAAACACCAAUGUACUGGCAAGAAGGGCAACAGUAAAUGAGGUUUUGAAUUUACUGAAGCAUGAGAAAAUGAUAAUAGCAUGGUUUGAUGCGUGUGGGGGACAGGUUGGGUUGAUUCCAUCUGAUUCCAUCUCAGAUGAGAAUGGCAACAACAACGUAACCGCCACUGACAAAACGACCGACUUCUCCCAGCACACAAUGUGAUGUGACAGAGUAAAAUAUGUUUCUUUGUAUAGAUUUGUUAAAAAUAGACUAGUUCCAAAAUGUAUAUGCAUUUGCACGUCUUUUUUUUUUUUUUUUCAAUUUUUGUAUUGCUUCUGUAAGUUGUUUGCAGCCUGCACUCAGAUAAAUGUGGUGCUCUGGAGAGGCCAGAUGUGUCGUAUAGUUAGUUGAAUGUGCCAGAGAAGAUAUAUCACAUAUGCCGCUGCUCAGCAAAUUCUUGACUCCAGCAGCUUUUAGAAGGUUGAAUUCUAGAAACACCCUUUUAACACUGUAAUUAUUCAUACCUCACUUUCUGUGCAAUAUGCCUUUACUGCCUCUCUCAGGUUAUUUUGCUUUUGUCACCUCUUGUGUCACGUUCCUGCACACCUGCAACAUCCUCCAGCAUGACCACUAUGGCGGUGGGGCAGUGCUGGCCCCUCGAGGCGUGUCCUUUCCAUUUUGUGUUAGUUUGUUAUUUUUAUCGCGUUUCACUUGCAUGCCUUUUAUUGUAUCUGUAUUUUAUCAAGUGUGAGUUUCUCUUAGGUUUAAUAAAGUAUGUCUAAAUUUUUUUUUGCUGAAAUUGCAGAUGGUACAAAAUUGAGCAGAGAAACAGGGAUUCAAACGUCCAGUGGCUAAAACAGCAUUUCUGUUUUUAGGGAAGAAAAGAAAUACAUUUAAACAACAGUUAGCUCCGUAUUCCAUUAUUAGUUGUUUGGCCUAUGGGUCGUCAGCAAAAUAGUAUUGAGCAAACCGGAUGUCAGAUAUUUGGUAAUGAAAGGGGGAAGUAAACAGCUCAUUCUACUAAAAUAAUUUUCAGGGUAGAUCGAUGUGUCCCUGCUCGACUAAGCAGGGCUGAUCCUCGCUGGUGACGAGGCUAUUUAGUGACUGUUGCGUUCAUGGAGUCUCGAAUUGAUCAACUUAACAAGUGACUACCCUCGCAAAAAUGGAGCAUAAAAAAAUAUUUAGCCCCUAGCUACUACAAUGAGCUCGGUCUAAAAAUGGAUAUUGGCCACAGCUCUGCAGAUGUGUCAGCUCCUGCAAUAUCAAACAUCCAACGAUUGACCUCUGUUGAUGGAGAGCCCGGGAAUGCAGAGCUCAAAUGUGAGGUGGCUGCAGAUUCCCAGGUGGAGAGUUUGGAUGUCUACAACCCGAUAGAGCCUCCUCCUUUAGACUGGAAGUCAGACUCUUCCACUGAGGCAGGCUCUACAGAAGAGCCAGAGGACUCCAGCUUCUUCGCUGCUCCUGGCGAUGUUGAAGAGGCGAGCUCAGGUGGCAUGCAUGCGAAUUGCACUGUGGUCUCACCUGACAACAACCAGCAGGAGCUGAAUGCACCUUCAAACCAGGUGCAUGAGCUGGAAGUGGGUGACGUUGAGGAAGAUGGAGAUGCCCACCAUGAGACAACAUGUACAGAUCUGGAGGAUGACGCUGUUAACCGACGACAAGGCGAUGAAGACCACACUCGUAUCCAAGCCCUGCUCAGCCAACUUCAGCUGAUCGGGGAAGAGCAUCAUCCUCGGCCCAGAACAUCACCUUGCUUUGAUCAGCAGCAGCACUCCGGUCUCUCCGAUCUUGAGACAUGUUCCUCUGUAUCACCCUUAAGAGACGACAGCAAUGAAACCACGGGGCUAUUGUUUUCCGAAAGCCACCAGAGAGACGUGCUGGGACUGCUGCAGUGCACUGCCAUCAAUGCUUCACCCCAUCCCAGCUGCCUCCCCCACACUGGGGAGGUGGACGCUGUUGUUUCCGUAUCCUACAACCAGGAGGACGUCCAGAGGUUCUGGGGACAUUAUGGGAAUGGUCAACAGCAGCGGCAUGAGGACGACUCUGUCACCUCACUGCCUGAUGAAGACUUUCCCGAGCCGGUGUGGCUGAAACAGGGGGAAGACGCUCCGGGGGAGGAAGCUACUGCAGCAGAAAGUGCAGAGAAUGCUGACGAUCAUCCUUCAUAUAAAGAUGUACCUGGUCCUUGUGACCCUGAAGAUCUCUUAGAUGGAGUCAUAUUUGGUGCCAAGUACCUGGGCUCCACCCAGAUCAAAUCAGAGAGGAACCCAUCUACCAAUGCCCGCAUGGCCCAGGCUCAGGAGGCAGUAGACCGAAUUAAGGCUCCAGAAGGGGAAUCCCAACCUAUGACAGAAGUGGAUCUGUUCAUCUCCACUCAGAGGAUUAAAGUUAUUUCUGCUGACACACAGGAGGCCAUGAUGGAUCACGCUUUGCAGAUGAUUUCAUACAUCGCAGACAUUGGCGACAUUGUUGUCCUGAUGGCACGUAGGAAGCGUAAAGAGCAAGAAACCACUGCCGCCUCCUCCAAGGCUCAGAAGUGCUUAAUGGUCUGCCACGUCUUUUCUUCUGAGGAUGCUCAGGUCAUCGCUCAGGCUAUUGGCCAGGCAUUCGGGGUGGCCUACCAGCAGUUCCUUCAGGUCAAUGGUAUCAAGGCCAGUGAUCUGCGGCCUGGCGAGUACAGCGACUACCUGGAAAGUCAGGAGCUCUACAAUGGAGAUCUGGCCCACUUCUCUGACUCUCAGAACAUCAGAGACGUUGCUAUCACCAAGGCUCCAGGAGAAAUUUUGGGUUUAGCAGUGGUGGAGUCAGGCUGGGGCUCUAUCCUGCCCACAGUGAUGGUGGCCAACCUCCUUCACGGAGGCCCCGCCGAGCGCUGCGGGGAGCUCAGCAUUGGCGAUCGCAUCAUGUCCGUCAACAGCACCAGCAUGGUGGGUUUACCCAUCACCACCUGCCAGAACAUCAUCCGGGACUUGAAAAGCCAGAAGUAUGUUAAGCUCAGCAUCGUCCACUGUCCUCCCGUCACAAUGGCGAUUAUCAGAAGACCAGAUCCCAAGUUUCAGCUGGGUUUCAGUGUGGAAGAUGGCAUUAUCUGCAGUCUGAUGCGAGGUGGUAUUGCAGAAAGAGGAGGCAUCCGAGUUGGACACCGCAUCAUCGAAAUUAACGGGCAGAGCGUUGUUGCCACGCCACACGACAAGAUCAUUCACAUCCUGACAAAUGCAGUUGGAGAGAUUCACUUGAAGACCAUGCCGGCCUCCACAUACAGGCUCUUAACAGGACAAGAGCAACCAGUAUUUCUUUGAUUCAGAGAACUGCUCAGUGUUUCAGAUCCACAAACUUUUGCCAAGCCCAUAGACAUUAUGCAACUGAUCAUGAACAGCAUCACUGCAGCGUACGUAUUUUAGGUCGCACACUUUAAAGUGAAAUGGAUGUAUAUUGCUCAGCUUGGAACUGUCAGAUUUGUGAUGAACAUUGAGGAGCGUUUCGUGGGGCGUUUGGUCUUCCAGUCUUGUGUGCCUGACCUGAAAGUGCUCACGGAGGAGACGUAAAGUACUGGCGUACUCCCAAGUCCCUCACUUUUAUAUUGACUCUCACUUGAACACCCUGGUCUUCAUUCAUGCGAUACCUACCUGACUGUCUUUGCUGAGGAAUACAUACGCACAUUUAAAGGUGACUGUUAUUUUAUAAUGUUUAUAAUUCUGCUUGGAGGAGCUUGCAGCGGUGUAGAAGUGCACUUUAUCAUACGGAGAGCUUUCUAAUAUUUUGAUUACGUUAGUAACAAGCGCCACUGAAAACUACCACAAUAAUAAACAA
Dunckerocampus dactyliophorus (ringed pipefish) is the source of this 5235-nucleotide messenger RNA. RefSeq names its product amyloid-beta A4 precursor protein-binding family A member 3-like. Gene Ontology annotation, biological process: chemical synaptic transmission. The transcript is spliced from 13 exons. Gene Ontology annotation, cellular component: plasma membrane; cytoplasm; dendritic spine. Bases 2643 to 4724 code for a protein of 693 amino acids. The record is from RefSeq and is a predicted model, not a curated record. Gene Ontology annotation, molecular function: amyloid-beta binding; protein binding. Lineage: Eukaryota; Metazoa; Chordata; Actinopteri; Syngnathiformes; Syngnathidae.